UCUGAAGUUCCUGAGUUCAAGUGAUCUACCCGCCUCAGCCUCCCAAAGUGCUGGGAUUACAGGUGUGAGCUACUGCACCUGGCCUUAUCCUUUUAAUUGCCGAAGAUGGUGAGGAAAAUAAUUCAGAGGUUAUUCGGGCCAACACGGAGAAAUUCUGGGUGAGUUGAGGAAAACAUCAUAUGAACUGUGUCAGCGUUCAUAUUAAAUUAGCUGAUGGCCCCAUCUGUAUUUUCACUGAAAUGACUCAUGUGUGGUGUUUUAGUUUAUUGAGUUUCCUUGAAUAUUUUCUCUUUUUCCAAAGCUAUAAAAACUAGUGAUUUCCUAGUAUUUCCCUCUCAAAGCAGUAAAGGGGCUUUAGGAAAUUGAAAGGAGGGAAUUGGAAAGUUGGACUCCAAGCCUCUCAGCGCAGGUUCCACCAGAACAGUUCCCAUUUAAAUAUUAAAGUCCAGGUGUUAUGGGCUAAAUUGUGACCCCUCAACAUUCACAUAUUGCAGCCAUAACCACCCCCCAGUCCUCCUCCACUCAGAAUGUGACUGUAUUUGGAGAUCAGGUCUUUAAAACGGUGAUUAGGUUAAAAUAAGCCCGUUAGGGUGGGCCCUAAUCCAAUAAGACUGGUGUCCAUAUAAGAAGAGGAAAUUUGGGGAUCUGGUAUGGUGGCUCACACCUGUAAUCCCAGCACUUUGGGAGGCUAAGGCGGGCAGAUCCCUCGAGGCCAGGAAUUCGAGACCAGCCUGGCCAACAUUCCCUGUCUCUACUGAAAAUACAAAAAAAUUGGCCCAGCGUGGUGGCUCACGCCUGUAAUCCCAGCACUUUGGGAGGCUGAGGCAGGUGGAUCAUGAGGUCAGGAGAUCGAGACCAUCCUGGCUAACAUGGCAAAAUCCCAUCUCUACUAAAAAUGCACACAAAAAAAAUAGCCAGGAGUGAUGGCAUGCGCCUGUAGUCCCAGCUACUCGGUAGCUCGGGAGGCUGAGGCAGGAGAAUCACUUGAACCUGAGAAGUGGAGGUUGCAGUGAGCUGAGAUAGUGCCACUGCACUCCAGCCUGGCUGACAGCGAGACUCUGUCUCAGGAAAAAAAAAAAAAAAUUAGACAUGGUGCAUGCCUGUAAUCCCAGCUACUCAGGAGGCUGAGGCACCAGAAUUGCUUGAGCCCAGGAGGCGGUGGUUGCAGUGAGCUGAGAUCAUGCCAUUGCACUUUAGCCUGGGCAGUAGAGCAAGACUCUAUCUCAAAAAAAAAAAAAAAAACAAAACAAAAAGAAGAAGAGGAAAUUUGGAUACAGAGACUCCAGGGGUGCACGGUGCACAGAAGGACCACCACGUGAAGAGGCAGCAAGUGGGCAGCCAUCUGCCAGCCAAGGAGACAGGCCUCAGAGGAAACCCAACCCUGCUGACAUCUUGAUCGUGGACUUCCAGUCUCUAGAAUGGCUCUCCAACCUGUCACCCUGGCCCUUCUUUGCUUGGACGGUGUCUUCCUCUCCUCAGCCGAGAAUGACUUCGUCCACCGGAUCCAGGAGGAACUGGACCGCUUUCUGCUGCAGAAGCAGCUGUCAAAGGUUCUUCUUUUCCCCCCACUCUCCAGUCGCCUCCGGUACCUGAUCCAUAGAACAGCAGAGAAUUUUGAUCUCUUGAGCAGCUUCUCCGUUGGGGAGGGCUGGAAGAGGAGGACGGUCAUCUGUCACCAGGACAUCAGGGUACCCAGUUCGGAUGCCCUCUCUGGCCCCCGCCGCCCUCCUGCCUCCUACCCCAGCAAGUACCACAGUCCUCGGCCCACCUCCAACCAAGGAGCAGCUGCGGUUCCCCGAGGUGCCCGGGCUGGCCGGUGGUAUCGUGGACGCAAGCCAGACCAGCCUUUGUAUGUGCCCCGGGUGCUGCGCAGGCAGGAAGAAUGGGGGCUGACCUCUACCUCGGGGCUCAAGAGAGAGGCCCCAGCUGGCACGGACCCAGAAGAGCCUGGAGAUGUUGGUGCUGGAGACCCCAACUCUGAUCAGGGACUCCCUGUGCUGAUGACUCAGGGAACAGAGGACCUAAAGGGCCCAGGACAAAGGUGUGAGAAUGAGCCACUGCCGGACCCUGUUGGCCCUGAGCCCCCAGGGCCUGAGAGUCAGUCAAGGAAGGGAGACAUGGUGGAGAUGGCCACACGGUUUGGGUCCACCCUGCAGCUAGACCUGGAAGAGGGGAAGGAGAGUCCGCUGGAGAAGAGGCUGGUGGCAGAGGAGGAAGAGGACGAAGAGGAGGUGGAAGAGGACGGCCCAAGCAGCUGCUUGGAGGACGAUUACAGUGAGCUGCUGCAGGAGAUCGCAGACAACCUGACGAAGAAGGAGAUUCAGAUAGAGAAGAUUCACUUGGACACAUCCUCCUUCGUGGAGGAGCUGCCUGGAGAGAAGGACCUUGCCCACGUGGUAGAGAUCUAUGACUUUGAACCAGCGCUCAAGACGGAGGACCUGCUGGCAGCGUUUUCUGAGUUCCAAGAGAAGGGGUUCAGGAUUCAGUGGGUGGAUGAUACUCACGCACUCGGCAUCUUUCCCUGCCUGGCCUCAGCUGCUGAAGCCCUGACCCGGGAGUUCUCGGUGCUCAAGAUCCGGCCCCUCACGCAGGGAACCAAGCAGUCAAAGCUCAAAGCCUUGCAGAGGCCAAAACUCCUGCGUCUGGUGAAGGAGAGGCCGCAGACAAAUGUGACCGUGGCCCGGCGGCUGGUGGCCCGGGCCCUGGGACUCCAACAUAAAAAGAAAGAGCGGCCUGCUGUCCGGGGUCCGCUGCUGCCCUGAGGCCUGGAGACCCAACCGGCCUGGAUCUGCGCCCUGACGUAGCUGGUGCCCCCAACACCAUAAGCCUUCACAGACGCCGGAGCAGCCCCACGCCACCCUCGAGCUUCACCAUGGGGUGUGGUGGGCUUUAGUUUAGUCCCAGAAAUGGAGAAAAAAUAAAAACUCACGUUGUUCUAAUGUGA
Molecule: messenger RNA, 2944 nt
Organism: Symphalangus syndactylus (siamang)
Lineage: Eukaryota; Metazoa; Chordata; Mammalia; Primates; Hylobatidae
Gene: R3HCC1
Product: R3H domain and coiled-coil containing 1
Molecular function (GO): nucleic acid binding
Source: RefSeq, a predicted model, not a curated record